Molecule: messenger RNA, 279 nt
Organism: Adineta steineri
Lineage: Eukaryota; Metazoa; Rotifera; Eurotatoria; Adinetida; Adinetidae
Source: the annotation of a GenBank genome assembly
AUGACAUCCUCCAACACCCUUCUAGAACCAAUAGCUGUUAUAGAUGUUGGUAGCGCAACAACAAUUGAUCGAUUUGAUCUUAAAUCAUUUACUGCUCAUAUGCUUAAUAUGGAUAAUAAUGGACAACUUCAUCAAAAACUUCUUCGUGAUGAUGCUGAACCAGCCAAUAUUGAUCUAUGUCAUAGAUCACUUAUAUUAAAAUUUGUUCAUUUACUUGAUGGUGAUGGAUACAGUGUUGAAAAAAUGUCAGGUACAAAAACAUCAAUGUAUACUGGAUAA